Eutrema salsugineum is the source of this 637-nucleotide messenger RNA. RefSeq names its product eukaryotic translation initiation factor 5A-3-like. The transcript is spliced from 5 exons. The annotation marks the transcript as partial. Gene Ontology annotation, molecular function: RNA binding; ribosome binding; translation elongation factor activity. Gene Ontology annotation, biological process: positive regulation of translational elongation; positive regulation of translational termination. NCBI's taxonomy places the organism in Eukaryota, Viridiplantae, Streptophyta, Magnoliopsida, Brassicales, Brassicaceae. The record is from RefSeq and is a predicted model, not a curated record.
AACUCGCUGAAAAAUGUCGGACUAGGAGCGAAUGAUUACAUCGUCAUCAAGGGCCGUCCAUGCAAGGUGGUUGAGGCCUCGACUUCCUCGACUGGCAAGCGCGGUCAUGCCAUAUGUAAAUUUGUUGGCAUUGAUAUCUUCACUUCUAGGAAGCUCGAAGACAUUGUUCCUUCUUCCCACAACUGUGAUGUUCCACAUGUGAACCAUACUGACUACGAGUUAAUUGAUAUCUCUGAAGAUGGCUUUGUCAGCCUUCUCACUGACAAUGGUAGCACCAAGGAUGAUGUCAAGCUCCCAACAAAUGAAGCUCUGCUCACACAGCUCAAGGAUGGAUUUGCAGAGGGGAAGGAUAUUGUCGUCUCUUUCAUGUCUGCAAUGGGAGAGGAGCAGUUGUAUUCCAUGAAGGAAGUUUGAAGAAAUCGGUGACAUAGCUCCCUUUCUUCCCUUCUUUAAAUUAUGUUUGUUUUCUCAAUUUUCUAAGUUAAAAUCUUUGAUCUCUAAUUUAACCCUACUGAACUAUAUAUGACUUGAAAAAGUCAAUUCUUGUUAUAUUUUCUAGCUUUUUAAGUUGAAUACCCUUAAGCAAAUAGAAAAUAAAAAUAUAAAGUAAAAGCAUUUCUGCUCUGUUUCUCCUUAA